UCUGUGGCCUCAACAGUGUAGGACUCCGAUAGUCAUGAAUCAAUGCUUCCGGAGCAAUGGGAGAGCAGGUUAGCGCACACAAUGACACUGCGGACGGUACAAAAUACGAUGAGACAUGCACAUCAGCUGCUGCAACUGUUGACAAAGAGAUACGGCUCCAGCAGCGCGUUGCACAUCUCUUGCUGGGAGGGAGCAUUGGAGAAGGUGGCCGCAGCCACAGGUGGAUCCAAAGCCAUGGUCCAAAAAUGUCAUUCGCGGCAACGCGAACUUGCUCCGCUACACAUCUCUGCUCUUUGUGGUCAUGCUAGCGUUGUUGAGUACUUGCUGCAGCUAAACGCGUCUCCAGAUUUGGCAGGAGUCUACAACUACCGAGCGUUGCACAUUGCAGCUUCCUCAAGUGUGCACAUCUCCCAGCUUCUGUUGAACGCACAAGCAAGUCCAACGGUUCUAACAGAUGAAGCCGACACUCCACUACACCUGGCUUGCUGCUACCAACAAUUGCCGACCAUAGAGCUCUUGCUUCAGGCAGCAGCUGAUCCUUCCGCCGCCAACAACUUUGGGGUUACUCCUUUGCACGUUGCUGCUGCAACGGCAGCUUUGGAGGGAAGUGAUGUCCGAAAGGCGAAGGCAGUGCUGGUCUUGGUUAGCAGUGGGUCUGACCUCUUCGCACGGGACCGGCAGGGAAAGACUCCAGCAGCGAUAGCACGCACUGCUCAUGGUGAGCCCUCGCUUGUCAGCCUGCUGCAGGCUGAGAAUCCGGAGAGCUCUGGGUUUAUCCUGCCUGGUUCACCAUCGCAUACCACAGAGGCUCCUGCCGUAAAGGCGAAGCGCUGGGCCUCUGCACUGCUGACAGAGGCCUGUGCAUUGUGA
Molecule: messenger RNA, 870 nt
Organism: Cladocopium goreaui
Lineage: Eukaryota; Dinophyceae; Suessiales; Symbiodiniaceae
Source: the annotation of a GenBank genome assembly